AUGAGAGCCAGGGACUCGAUCGUGUACACUCCAGUGUCACUUGGACCGGAUACAGACGACGAGGAAACACUAGUGAACGCGGAAGUUUACAACAAUGAUCUGGCGCAAAUCAGGGCGCUGGUGGAGUCCACGGGAAUGCUGGGUGGCUCGACGUGUCCCUCGUGCGAGAUGCCGUUCGAUAAAGGGAAGAAACGGCGGCUGAUCGAUUCGUGUGGCCACGAGCGUUGCUAUUCCUGCCUGUUUCGCAGCGAGGCAUGUCCUCUGUGCCUCCGAACCGACUUCAACGACGACGACGGCCUCGAGGGACCCUUCAGGGAGGGGUUCACCGGCUCCUCUGGCCCCAUGUCCAUCCUCGCGCCCACGGAUGGCUGGAUCGAUGAGUCAUCAACGGUGAACUCUCUCUGCGGCAGCCCCAGACCUCGUACGAAAGUCACCACGAGAGCCAAUCUUCCGUCACGAGUCAUGCACCAGCGAGACACGGACGAAAGUAUCUUCUCCGCGGGAAUGGUCAAGGGUCUGAAGAACAAACCACCGGCUCUCCCAGACUCUUCCUCGUCCCACGGCCGACAGAAGCUUCAAAUGAUGACGCAGAGUUGUCCAACCCCGCCUAAUCAAAGGAAGAGGUUCUUCCUGAACCCGAAGGUCCUCAGGAGUUCGUUCGUGCCUCAAAGAUCGUCCAGACGAGGUGCAUCUUCUCCGGAACCGGUUACAAACGACAAUCCUUCAGCCUUAUCAGCCUGGAUGGCCUCGUCUUGGGAGGGGAAGUCAAGAUGGCCGGGUGUAGUGCUGGGGAAAAUCAAAUCGUUGUGGAGCAACAGUCAAGGGACGACGAACGAUGGUCUGAACCAGCUGAUCGACUCGACCAUCAAAGUCACAGAUGACGAAGGUGGUUGCGUGAAACCAUUGUCAUCGAAGACGAGGAAAUCUUCACAGUCGGAUCUCCAUAUGAGGCUAGGCCUCCUUCUAGGUUCUAAUCACGCUCGUGCGAGCAGUCGUUCGAGUGCAGGUGCAUGCCAGUCUAGAGAACCUAUUCAAGGCCACGAUAGUUCGGCAGCCUCGUUCAGCAGUUUGACAAGCUUCGAGACGCAAACUUUAGCCUCGACGAACACCAGUCCGGUUUCCACGUUGACCGGCACAUCCAGCGAAGCUGAGGCUGCGGCUGCGUUGAGGUGUCCUAUCAAACCUAAGGCCAAGGUGAAGGGGAAGAGUAAAUCUAGGGAUUGUGAUAGUGCUGGAAGCCUCGCUUCCAUUUCUACGUCCGUGUCCGCAUCUACGUCUAUGUCCAUGUCCAUGUCGGUGUCGGUUUCGGGCUUGUCGAACGGCAGCUCGAGUCCUUUAACUCCUAGAAGACAUUCCGUGAACGCCUCGCAGCCUGGCCAGAGCGACGAGUUAGGGCAAUUUAAGAACAGACGAUCCUGCGCUAGGAGGUCCGCCAGGGCUGGGAACGUCAAGGGAGCCGCCGAUACGAAAUUACGCUUCGUGCAACACCACGCAACGCAGCUCACCCUCAAGCCCCUGUUCUUCGAAGUACCUCUACUAGAAACCGAUCCCCUGUUCACCGGUCGUCAAUGGUUACUCCAAGAGCUAGAAUCAGUGGUAAACGGUUCUAGCCCCGGAGUUUUGAUCUCUGGAUCGCCUGGAACCGGGAAGACUGCUCUAGUUCUGCAAUUAGUGGAACAUAGUUGCUUCGGAAGGAGAAGAGAGCAGCCACUUCCGUCUGAAAUCAGCGAAGAGGGUGAAGAGAAGGAGAAGAUCAGUUGCACCUCAGCGUUGCACGCCAGUAUUCGUUAUACCAACGAGAAGAUUAGAGAACUAGCGUCCCAUGUAGUAGCAUACCACUUCUGCCAAGCAGAUAACAACAGUACCUGUCUGGUACCAGACCUAAUUCACUCGUUAGCCGCUCAAUUGUGCCAAGCUCCUCAACUGAUCUCCUACAGGGAGUAUCUGCUCUCUGAACCUCAUAUUCAAGGUUCAUUGUCGCAGAGAGAGUGCACAGUGGAUCCAGAUCUUGCUCUCUCUAGAGGCAUCAUCGAACCUCUGUCCACGUUGAAGAAGACUAACAGACUGCCCGACACCAAUAUGGUGAUCCUAAUCGACGCCGUCUGCGAGGCAGAGUACCACAGGCCAGACAGAGGCGACACCAUAGCUUCCUUUCUCACGAGGCACGCGCCAAACUUCCCCAGUUGGUUGAAAAUCGUGUGCACAGUGAGAACUCAACUGUUGGAAUGCGGCAAACAGCUACCCUACACCAGAGUCUCCUUAGACAAAGCUCCCAACGACAAUACAGGGAACAACGUGACGAGAGACUUAUCAGACUACAUAGGCUACAGGCUGUCCCAAAGUCCAGCGAUUCAGACAAACGUGACAGCGUCGAUAAAUGGAAAGGCUGAAUCGUCGUGCAGUGCGAAUCAGACGAGAUUUGCCUCGCAUCUGCUCGCGUUAGCUAGAGGCAGCUUUCUCUUCGCGAAGCUGACGCUCGAUCUUAUCGAGAGCGGACACUUGGUCGCUAAAUCCGCCAGCUACAAGGUUCUGCCAGUCUCGCUAGCUCAGAUCUUCCAGUUACACUUCAACCUCAGAUUCCCGACAGCCACUUCGUUCGACAAGGUCCAACCUCUGUUAGGUGUUUGUUUGGCUGCUCUCUAUCCGCUCACUUUACCGGAAAUCUUUUACUCGGUCAACUCCCUGAACACGGACCACUUUGUUUCGUGGGAGGAUUUUCUACAGAGAUUCAAAAUGCUCUCUGGAUUCCUCGUGAAACGGCUGGACAACACGUACAUGUUCUUCCACCCGUCGUUCAGGGAGUGGUUGAUGAGAAGGGAUGAAGGGGAGUCGACAAAGUUCCUCUGCGAUCUACGUUUAGGUCAUGCGGCCAUCGCGUACAGGCUGUCCAGGCUGCAAGCACCGUUAGACGGUGAUAAGGCCCUCGAAUUGGGUCAUCAUAUACUGAAGGCUCACGUCUACAGAGGCGUUGCUCCGUGUUGGCCUUCACGUGAUCUACAGGCCAUCUGGUUAGCAUCGUCCACCGAAUGCGUGUCCUCGGCGUUGUGCACCUUGAGAAACAUCUACAGUCCGAACGUGAAGGUGUCUAGGUUGCUUUUGCUGGCAGGAGCAUCACCGAAUCACAUCACCGAGUAUCUAGGAAAUGCACCGGCUCUUUGUAUGUACGCUCACGAGGGUUCUGUCGAGAUGGUGUCGCUUUUGUUGGAGUUUGGAGCGGAUGUCGAGCUGACGAACAGUCAAGGAUGCACCGCGCUCUCGUUGGCCGCUGCUCGUGGCCACUGUGACGUCGUCAGAAGGUUGGCUGCUGCUGGAGCAUCCUUGGGCCACACAGACAUGGCUGGCCAGUGUCCCUUGGUCCACGCGGCAAGACACGGAAGACUGUCGGUAGUUGGCUACCUGUUAGCCUGCGAUUGGGUGAUCCCAACCAACGAAAACGAGACAGAGGGAAACCAGGAUAUAGGGAGGGAAGAGGCUGCCCAGCAAGCUGUGGUCGCAGCUUCAGCUCAGGGUCACGAGUCCAUCGUGGAAUAUUUAUUAGACAUGUCUGAAGUGAUCGUGGAUCGUCCUGACACUUUGAUAGGAGAGACUGCACUGACUAUUGCCUCUGCAAAUGGUUCCACAGCCACUGUUUCCGCUUUGUUGGCUCGUGGAGCUAGUCCAAAGGCUGUGAACGCGAAAGGACUGUCUCCUUUGAUGCUUGCUGCGAGGGAGGGACAUUGGGGAACUGCUGAGAGGCUUCUACAGGGAACCCUGUCAAGUAGCACUGACACUAUUCUGGACGAUACAGUAUCUCUGCUAGAUCACAGAGACCCAGGCGGACGAAGUGCGUUAAUGCUAGCUGCUUCAGAGGGGCACACAAGCCUGAUAGAAUUAUUCCUGGACAAAGGAUCAGUAUUAGAGAGCAGAGACAAAGAGGGAAUGACUGCUCUAUGCUGGGCCUGCGUGAGAGGGAGGCUAACUGCUGUACAGAAUCUCAUAGAUCAUGGGGCUGAUGUUAAUACCAACGAUAACACUGGCAGAACUCCUUUGGAUCUAGCUGCCUUCCAGGGCAAUCCAAAGCUGGUGCAAUUGUUGCUGGAGAAGGGAGCAGCGGUCGAGCACGUCGAUCUGCAUGGAAUGCGACCUUUGGACAGAGCGAUCGGAUGUCGAAACAUACCGGUGGUACAGUGUUUCCUGCGCCGCGGGGCGAAAUUAGGUCCUGCCACAUGGGCGAUGGCGGCUGGGAAACCGGACGUUCUCUUGAUACUGUUGAAUAAAUUAUUGGAAGACGGGAACGUGUUGUACAGGAAGAAUAGGCUGAAGGAGGCGUCGCACAGGUACGCGUACGCGCUCAGAAAAUUCCCCGCGUCGCCGGAAGAGGACUGUCAGGGACAGGAGCAGGGUCAUAUGAUGCUGCAACUGCAGACGUUUGCGCAACUACGGCUGAAUUUCUUGCUCAAUCUCAGUCGAUGCAAGCGCAAGAUGAAUGAAUGUGCGGAAGCAAUCGAGCUCGCUGACGAGGCUCUGAAAGUUCGCCCAGUGUCCUACGAGGCGUUCUACGCGAGGGCGAAGGCCCGUGUCGACUCAGGCCACCUGGAAGACGCUUUAUCGGACGUUCAAGAGGCGUUACAGAUCGCUCCGCCGCAAAAUCGUCAAGAUAGACGUGUACUCGUCGCGCUGAGGGACGAAAUAAUCUCUCGAUUAGACGAAGUAGGGACCAGUAAAGGGUCUACCGACGUGAUCAGUAGAUCUCGGCUACGAGCGUCGGUCGACACUCUCACGGAGUUGUAAAGUUUAUAAUUUUAUUCUUUUCACAAAAGA
Habropoda laboriosa is the source of this 4800-nucleotide messenger RNA. RefSeq names its product protein TANC2 (gene rols). Gene Ontology annotation, molecular function: protein binding. The record is from RefSeq and is a predicted model, not a curated record. The coding region runs from base 1 to 4770 and encodes 1589 amino acids. The transcript has 17 exons. NCBI's taxonomy places the organism in Eukaryota, Metazoa, Arthropoda, Insecta, Hymenoptera, Apidae.